GCUCGCAUACGACCACGACCCCAAAGACCGCCGGCAGCGCAACCUUAUAUAAGCAUCGGACGAGCGCUAGGGUUUUACCCUCUCUUCUUUCCGCCCUACUUGCGCCUGCGCAGCCGCCUCCAUCGUUGUAGCAGAAGCAGCGAUCCCCCGUCGCCAACACCCCAAGAAAGCAUGGAUACCCAGGUCAAGCUCGCAGUCGUGGUGAAGGUGAUGGGCCGGACCGGCUCCAGGGGUCAGGUGACCCAGGUCAGGGUGAAGUUCCUGGAUGACCAGAACCGUCUCAUCAUGAGGAACGUCAAGGGCCCUGUUCGUGAGGGCGACAUCCUCACCCUGCUCGAGUCCGAGCGGGAGGCCAGGAGGCUGCGCUGAGCGGCUGCUUUUCCUGUCUUCGGAAGUAAACUCUACUGCAUUUGAAUCAACUUCUUGAACGCUGGCUUUGUCUUUUGCCUAGGCUAUGGAAAUGUAAGCAGUACUUAAUAGGUUGAAGUUUUCUUCUCUUGCCUGAAUUAAAGUGCACUUGAUGUUGUGAGACUUGAUCAUCCGUGCGCACCUCUGGGUUAUUUGAAUUGAUUAGAUGAAUGAUAUGUUGUAUCCUAUGAUUUGAGUGCUGGUGUAAACCUGAAUUGCUUCUAGUAAAAUUAUGAUUACCUGUGGUGA
Messenger RNA from Triticum aestivum (bread wheat), 657 nucleotides. Its product is annotated as 40S ribosomal protein S28. Gene Ontology annotation, biological process: ribosomal small subunit assembly; translation; maturation of SSU-rRNA. The record is from RefSeq and is a predicted model, not a curated record. The transcript has 2 exons. Gene Ontology annotation, molecular function: structural constituent of ribosome. Lineage: Eukaryota; Viridiplantae; Streptophyta; Magnoliopsida; Poales; Poaceae. Bases 172 to 369 code for a protein of 65 amino acids. Gene Ontology annotation, cellular component: ribosome; cytosolic small ribosomal subunit.